AUGCCUGAUGUGGUAAUCCCAGGAUUACAUGUAGUUUCAUUCCUUAACACAAUCCUGUCAGAGGAGUCGGAUUGGAGCAAAGACUGGCACGUGGUCUUGCAAGGCAGCUGCAAGUUGGCACUAGCUAGUAGUUGGCUAGUACUAGUAGCCAAGAGGCGUCAGAUCCACUGGCAGCAAUUCUGGGCGUAUGCAAAUAUGUGCCGUCGCCGCAUCCAUAAUACAAUGGUUCACACUGUUUACAACCCUAUCACCACUACCUUCAAGUCAGCUUGCUUACUAAUCGCACCCACACAGGAUAAAUCUACCCACGGUCCUGGUUCAGGGAGAUGGCCGGAAAUUGGCAAAUAUAUCGAUUUGAUCCGGAGAAACCCGAUCUGCACAGGGUCAAUUUUCACUGGGCAUGACGCACGUGACAGUUUUAGUAGAUACUUCACUGUCUUCACACGCCUAGUGUUCGCAACCACGUUACUGCUACCAGUGAUGGACAUGGAGUCUACCUCAUCUUCAAAAAAGCGCAAGGACCCGCUGCCGGCUGUUCAUGGACCAGAAUAUCAGAAGAAGAAGAAGAAAUUAAGUGUGCUAAAGCGCAUGAUUGAUGCAGUUGCAGCUGACCCUACAGCCUCCAGCCUCCUAAUUGCAUCAUUUACUUCGGAGGGCCAGAGGAUCUUUGUAGGUCAUAUGGCAGCCAGGAUCCUUCCCAAUCUACCACAAGAUGAUGUUGCUUUGCUCCUGCCCCAGCACGAGUCCGAUAUUUACAGCAGCCUUCUGCAAGCUUGCAGCAAUGCAGAGCAGCUCCCGCCACCGUUGAAAUCCAUUCUAGAUUCUCUGAAAACUGCAAGGAAGGAGCGGAAAAGUGCUCGAAAAUCACUCAUCCAGGCACUGAUGUACACCGGUUCGGGGAAAACACAGCGAGUGCUGCGUAUGGAAAACACCGACGUGCUUCGUGUUGUGUCGCUCCAAAAACCCUAUCCUCCUUUGAAGCACUGGAUUUACGAUAGUCCCCAGAUCGCGGAAAAAUGGGAGAAAAAACUUCAGCAGGACCCACAGCCAGACCCCCGGCUUUGCCGGCGGCCUAUGCAUCUCCUUGACCCAUCACAGCUAAAAUUCGACAUCUUACCUCAUCAAAGUUAUGUUUUGCGCACUCCAGAACCCGAUAACCGGCUGGUUGGAAUAGUUCUGAGGGACUUCUGUCCUGCUGAUGACCUUCUGGAUGCUCUGCACGAUAUCAUCCAACUGUCUGUGGGUGCCCGCAAGAGCAUUAGGAUCCAGGAAAUCUUGUGCAAAUUGGCUAUUCAGCAGGUGCCCGAAAGCGAUCUGGAUAAAAAGACAAGCUCCGCAUUUGCAUUGUUGUGGAACUUAUGCAAAAUCAUCCUCCCGAAUGAGGUGAUUGAAGACUUUGAUGCAUUCAUGAGAAGGGAGGAUAUGGUUCAUAUGGGUGCCCCGGAGGAUGCAGCUGGACAUGCUAUUGGGAUGGGCCCAGCACUUGGAUCAUACACAGUGCAUGUUGGGGAUGUUGGCUUUGAAUUCCAUGAUGUUGAGAUGGCACCUCCAUGUGGGGUUAUGGCACAAAACUAUGCUCGCUACUGA
Molecule: messenger RNA, 1587 nt
Organism: Laccaria bicolor S238N-H82
Lineage: Eukaryota; Fungi; Basidiomycota; Agaricomycetes; Agaricales; Hydnangiaceae
Exons: 9
Coding region: 1-1587 (528 amino acids)
Source: RefSeq, a predicted model, not a curated record